Pseudovirgaria hyperparasitica is the source of this 1337-nucleotide messenger RNA. RefSeq lists its product as uncharacterized. NCBI's taxonomy places the organism in Eukaryota, Fungi, Ascomycota, Dothideomycetes, Acrospermales, Acrospermaceae. Bases 166 to 1233 code for a protein of 355 amino acids. The transcript has 5 exons. Gene Ontology annotation, biological process: protein import into peroxisome matrix, docking. Gene Ontology annotation, molecular function: signaling receptor binding. The record is from RefSeq and is a predicted model, not a curated record. Gene Ontology annotation, cellular component: peroxisomal importomer complex; peroxisomal membrane.
GGGGGAUAGAGUCGCGGCCGAUAAUGUGAUCGCCAGCCACCCCCAAAAGAACGCUUUCUUCAACUCUUGAGCCCAUUUCACAUCGCUUCCAAGUCGGUGUUCCAUCGUCGUCUCGGACUAAGUUCAGGUUCGCAGGCGCCUAUAGCCGUGCAUUCACUGCUCAUCAUGAUUCGAGAAGACCUGGUCAACUCUGCUGUCUCCUUCCUCCAAGAUCCAUCCGUCGCAAAUUCCCCGCUCGACAAACGGAUAGCUUUUCUCCAGUCCAAGAACCUCACCCAAGAAGAGGUCGACAUCUCCCUAGCUCGCGCCGGCGAUGGCUCCUAUGCAGCCCCGGUAACGCAAGCACAAGGUGCAAACUAUGCAUAUCGGCCGCCUCCUCCACCCGGAUAUGGACCAGCGGGCUACUGGCCACAACCACCACAAGAAGCUCCAAGAAGAGAUUGGCGAGAUUGGUUCAUAAUGGCUACCGUUCUCAGUGGUGUGAGUUACGGGCUAUACUUCACCGCCAAGCGCUACAUCUAUCCACUCAUCGCGCCUCCUACACCUCCGCAAUUGGAACAGGAUAAGGCAUCAGUAGAUGAAGCAUUCAACCGCGCAUUCGCCCUCCUCGACCAGCUGAACACCGACACCACCGCUCUCAAAGCUUCGGAAGAAGCUAGAACGCAGCGACUGGAUACUGCUUUGGCAGAUAUGGAGGGCGUAAUUACAUCGCUCAAAGAUUCGUCGAGAAAACGAGACGAAGACAGUCGGCGCAUAGAGGAUGAUGUUCGCGGAUUGCGCAACCUUAUACCAAAGGCUCUAGAAUCUCACAAAGAGACUACAAGCGCACAGCUGAAAGAUCUCGGGAAUGAGUUGAAGAGUCUCAAGACACUUGUCGCAAACCGAAUGAGUGCGGGAACUGCUCCGGCCACCACUCCACGACCCGUUGCAACGACUACACACAAUCAACCAGGGAUCCCAGGCAUUAGUGGAUCAUCUACAGGUAUUCCACCAAGUCCAGCUCCAGUGGCACCGGCCACCGCAGCGACAACAUCAAACGGAGUGAAUAAUGCGUCCUCUGAGGGGGCUCCAGCAGCAGCAGCCGCAUCGGAUAAACCACAAAGCCCUUAUGGAAGGUUUACGAAUGGACGUGCAGCAAUUCCUGCCUGGCAAAUGGCUGCUGCAAAGAAGAACGAUGAAAAGAAAGACACUGCAGAGAGUGGAACCGUGACUGAGACAACGCCAGGUUCAUGAACAUUAACGAUGCAGACUGUACAGCGUGGUUCGUGGACGUGAUGCCAAUGAGAAUUGAGUUUUCGACGAUGUAGUUAAUACAAGCUUCCAAAUUUGGACUCACG